UACUAGUGACGUCGAUGCUCAGGCUGAAUUCCUAUUGGCUGAGACAGAGGUUGAAGUCAGCGAUCUUUUUUCUCCUCACCUCAUUUCACCCUCAGAGCUCGAAGCACGCAGAUUCUCAAGAAGUUGAAAGUUGGACGAAGCUGAAGACUUCACAGGUCACAAUGAAGACUCUGGUGUUUGUGUCUCUCGUGGGAUUAUUCCUCCACGACACGACGGCAGAGAUGCACUCUCUGAAGUAUUUCUUCACGGCGUCUUCUGAAGUCACAAACUUCCCAGAGUUUGUGGCUGUUGGGAUGGUUGAUGAUAUUCAGACAGAAUACUACGACAGUAACACCAAGAGAACAGAACCCAAACAGGACUGGAUGAACAGAGUCACAGAAGACAAAGCUGACUACUGGGAGUGGCAGACUGAGAGAGCUGUGUUUCACCAGCAGCUCUUCAAAGGCAACCUUGACACUUUAAAGCGACGCUUCAACCAAACUGGAGGUGUUCACAUUUACCAGGAGAUGGUAGGCUGUGAGUGGGAUGAUGAGACUGGAGAUGUUAAUGGUUACCAUCAGAUUGGUUAUGAUGGAGAAGACUUCUUAGUUCUGGACAUGAAGACAUGGACGUAUAUCGCUGCACAACAACAGGCUGUCUUCACCAAACAGGAGUUGAAUAAUAACAAAGCUGGUUUAGAGUAUAGAAAGAACUACCUCGCCAAGGAGUGUCCUGACUGGCUGAAGAAGUAUGUGGACUAUGGGAGGAGCUCUCUGAUGAGAACAGACCUCCCCACAGUGUCUCUCCUCCAGAAGACUCCCUCCUCUCGGGUCACCUGCCACGCUACAGGUUUCUACCCCAACAGAGCCAUGAUGUUCUGGAGGAAAGAUGGAGAGGAGCUUCACGAGGACGUGGACAAGGGAGAGAUCCUCCCCAACCACGACGGCUCCUUCCAGAUCAGCGCUGACCUUCAACUGCCCUCUGAUGACUGGGGGAAGUACGACUGUGUGUUUCAGCUCUCUGGUGUGAAGGAGGACAUCGUCACCAAACUGGACAAACGAGAGAUCAAGACCAACUCCGUGAAUCCCAUGAACCCCGUCAUCCCCAUCACCAUCAUCGCCAUCAUCGCUGCACUCGUUCUUCUCGGCCUCGCUGUCAUUGGAUACAAGAAAUACAGAGGCAGAAAAUUACCCGAGCAGGAUUAUCCUCCCCUCCCCUCUCCCCCGAUGGUCCCCACAUUAGUAACAUUGUUCUGUGUAUCGCGGUCCACUUCCUUGUUUGAGCACGGACCAAGCGGACUCGGGCACGGUACCUGAGUACAGUACGAGUACGCUACAUGUGAAACGUCUUCUGAAAACAGCUCUGAGCUCGCUGAGAAACUGAAUCCAGAGCCUACAUGAUGAACACACCACCCUGCACCCUGUGAGUUUCUCUCUACGGGACGUGGACCAUUCUCACUGUUAAAAACGCCACUUUAAACGCCGUGUUAAAGAAGCUUCUUUGUUAAACUUGUGUGAGGUUGAAAUGAGUGUAAAUAUGUAGCUUUGUAGAGCUGAUCUCUCCAAACACUGAUGUGUUCAAUGAUUGUUCGAUUUGACCGUCUUCAUCACUGCAGGUUUCUUGAAACAUUUUGCUCGGGAACAAUCAGUGUGAAGGUCGUCUGUGUGUGUUACUGGAGUCCACCUCUCUCACGCUGCAGUCACCGUAACUCUCUGCAAGAUGAGCUAGAAUAAAAACAGACUAAUGGAGUUUCAUCUCAGUGGUGAACUGUCUUAAAUUUGUACCAAACACAGAUAAUAAUUCAAUCUGGUUCCUUCCACAUCUUUAAAAGGCCUCCCUAUGGUCACACACGUGAAAUAAAAUCAUCAGUUCAAGAUUCAUCUUCCAGUUGUGUAAAUAGUCUGCUUGUACAUUUUAUGUACAUUUUGUUUUUAUUACUAACAAACCAAAGCAAAUAAUAAUUCUUGUCUUUGAGUUUUUUUAACGGAUAAGGAGAAUGUUAUUUUGUUAUAAUAUCCCUCUUUUGAUUUAUUUUGAAACAUUUUUAUUAGAGAUGUCAAACGAUGACAAUUUUAAAUCACGAUUAAUUUCUAAAUUUAAAUAGUUAAUCAUGAUUAAUCACAUUUUUAAUUUGCACGUUUGAAAUAAAUUGUUGGGCUUUUAUUUUGAAGUUUUGUACUGUCUUAAGCUGAGAGUACUUUACCUGCUGUUUGAAUUUAGCCCUGCUUUUAUUUUGAAAUAGAGUAAGGAGCUUCCUGUAGAUGGAAGGUUAGGACAUGAAGGUCAAUGUGUGAUGUCAUAAGGUCAAUGUGUGAUGUCAUAAGGUCAGUGUGUGAUGUCAUAAGGUCAGUGUGUGAUGUCAUAAGGUCAGUGUGUGAUGUCAUAAGGUCAAUGUGUGAUGUCAUAAGGUCAGUGUGUGAUGUCAUAAGGUCAAUGUGUGAUGUCAUAAGGUGGAUAUUACUGUCUGAGAGUUUGUUAAAGUGAAAUGAGACAUUCAAAGAUGCAGCAGUGUCCUUCUUUUACAUCACUGAGACUACAGGGAGACACUGAGGACCACUAUCUACGGAGAGCCUGAAGGGACAAAAUAACAUGAGAUUAAUCGUGAUGAACUCGUUCAUGCUGACAGCUCUAAUUAUUGUGUUUUAUUUUGAUCAGAGAUCCUAAAAUGUUUGUGGGAGGUUUGAAGCUUCUCAGCUAUCCAGUUGAAAUCUUGUAUAUAAUUCCUGCUCGUGUUCAGGAACGAGGGAUGUUUUCUCUUUGAGUUUUGUGAAUAGAAGUGGAAGAUGAAUUCUCAGAAUCACUUCCUGUGUUGGGUUAAGUUAACUAGUGGUGUUGAGCUGCUGUUUCAUACCUUUGUACUGUAAAUGAUCUGUUCAAUAAAGUCCCUCAUACUCCAAA
Molecule: messenger RNA, 2877 nt
Organism: Labrus mixtus (cuckoo wrasse)
Lineage: Eukaryota; Metazoa; Chordata; Actinopteri; Labriformes; Labridae
Product: major histocompatibility complex class I-related gene protein-like
Exons: 8
Coding region: 15-1295 (426 amino acids)
Biological process (GO): immune response
Cellular component (GO): external side of plasma membrane
Source: RefSeq, a predicted model, not a curated record